UUAAGGAGUGAUUUAACUCACUUCUCUGUGUGAUUUAUGAUCGUAUUUUGAUAAUCCGCUUUUAUCACGGUACGCGCGACGACUUAGUACAAUCUACUUCCUCCAUCUCCCCGGCGUGUUUACUUUUGUUUUUGAUCUGUGUGACCUCCAUUUGCGACAAGAAGAAAAAAAAAAAAACAUUUAAAGGAUUAUUUGUGUAAAACGAAAACUGCUUUAACAUGCUUAACGUGAUGCGGAAACCCAAAGGAAUAAGCCUAAAACGAGUAGUUUUGCUGUUGAUAAUAUUAUUGCUGACUAUAAAUGGAUUGAGGUUGGUUUUCACAAACAGCUUUUUGGCCGAGAAGCCGAAACACGUAACAAUUAGCAAAAACAUCAAAGUUAACAGAACACAGAACUUAAGAACGAAAAUCACCAAGCAAAUCUGUCAAAAGUAUGGUUUGGACAAAGACAACAAUUUCAAAUCGCUCAAAGCUUCAAAGCGACUCAAAACUGUCAUAGUUGAUGACAAACACAAAAUUUUGUUCUGUUAUUUGCCCAAAGUAGCGAGCGGCAACUGGAAAAAAAUCUUUCUCGUCCUCAAAGGCGAAUUUCAAGACGUGAAUGACAUUGAACCAACAGUGGCACACAAAGAAGAUUUACUAAAGACCCUCGGAAAUUCCACCUUCGAAGAGAUAAGAAAAAAGAUUAAAACCUACGAAAGUUACGUGGUCGUUCGCGAGCCAAUGUCGCGGUUGCUGUCUGCAUAUCUGAAUAAAAUCUACUACGACUACACUGGAAAAUUUCACAGGUUAUUUGGCGAGAAAAUUACGAAAUACUCGGGAAGAAUAAUCGGCGAUAGAAAAGUGCAAAAUAAAAUAUCAUUUGCAGAGUUCGUAGAAUUUUUGACGAAGGCUCCAGCGAAGGAAGCUUUUGAAAUUCACUGGGAGAGAAUGCAUAAACUAUGCAAUCCCUGCUUAAUAAAUUAUACACUUAUUGGCAGGUAUGAGAAUUUACUAGAAGAUGCACAGGUAAUAAUUGAAAGUAUUGUGAGAAAAACAAGUAUUUUGUUCCCUACGUACACUAGUGUACAAGAUACGAGUUCUCUUAUGGAAUCCUACUUUUCUCAAAUUACUGAACGUCAGCUGGAAAGAUUAUUGUCUCUCUAUGAAUUAGAUUAUCUACUUUUUGACUAUCCGAAACCAGUGCAUUUGUUUAAGAUCGUGAAAAAGGAAAGAAACGAAGAACUAAACUAAAUAAAGUUUUAAAAUAAUAGAUUUUUAAAAUGCCAUUUUUUGGUAUGACUCUGAAAUGGCUUCCGCUAAGCACCAAUCAGAAACCUGGAACACGAAUCAUCCAAUCACAAUCUAAAAGCCAUUUAACUGUCCGUCAUGACAAUUCAA
Molecule: messenger RNA, 1379 nt
Organism: Actinia tenebrosa (Australian red waratah sea anemone)
Lineage: Eukaryota; Metazoa; Cnidaria; Anthozoa; Actiniaria; Actiniidae
Product: carbohydrate sulfotransferase 11-like
Biological process (GO): carbohydrate biosynthetic process
Cellular component (GO): membrane
Molecular function (GO): sulfotransferase activity
Source: RefSeq, a predicted model, not a curated record